AUGACAGAUUCAGUAGAAAAGAAGGACUCGUCUACCCAAAGACAUAGUAUCGACCAUGGUCAAAUAAUCAACUACGUUCUAUCGAAUAAGUUAGCCCAACAACCAACAAAUGUACGAAACUUGGACUCAAUAGCUAUGGCCCCUGGUGCCGCCCCUAAUGAAAAGGAAGCAUCAAGGUUAUUACAAGAAGCACAAGCCAAUUUAGAGUUUUCAACCGAUACAGGGUACGCACCAGAAUUGAGAAGAAAUUUCAGCUUUAUUUCAUUAUUGGGGAUUGGCUUUGGUAUAACUAAUUCGUGGUUCGGUAUUAGUGGCUCAUUAAUUGCUGGUAUUUCUUCCGGUGGACCCAUGAUGAUCUUGUAUGGAAUCAUUAUUGUCGCCAGUGCCGCCAUGUGCAUCGCUGUAAGUUUGAGUGAAAUGGCAUCAGCUUACCCUAAUGCCGCGGGUCAGAUUUAUUGGACAAUGAAGUUGGCUCCGCGCAAGUAUUCGCGGUUGAUGGCGUAUACUACGGGGAUACUUUCUUGGUUGGGUUCGGUGUUUACUUCGGCUAGUGUCACCAUCACUAUUGCAACGGCAAUCACGGGUAUGUAUGUUUUGUUUCAUCCAGAAACUACAGUACAACGAUGGCAAGUGUUUAUUGUUUAUGAAGUGUUUAAUAUCUUGAUGUUAUUUUUCAACAUCUAUGAGGGACCGUUGCCAGCCAUUUGUUCGGCAACAUUGUACAUUUCACUUGCGUCAUUUAUAAUAAUCAUCAUCACCGUCUUGUCGAUGCAUAAGGGUGAUUUCGCCAGUGCCCAAUUUGUCUUUGUUGAUUUCAACAACGGUACAGGGUGGAAUUCAGCUGCCAUUGCCUUCAUUGUAGGGCUAAUCAACCCCAAUUGGAGUUUCUCGUGUCUUGAUGCCGCCACACAUAUAGCUGAAGAAUCAUUAAACCCCGCCGUGCAAAUUCCACAAGCGAUAAUAGGUACAGUUAUUGUUGGUUUCGUCACUGCCUUCACCUACUGUAUUGCCAUUUUCUUUUGCAUUCGCAACUUGGAUGAUAUUUUAGCCUCAAACACGGGAGUGCCAGUUAUGGAUAUCUUUUACCAAGCAACAAACUCCAAAGCUGCCGCCAUAGGGUUAGAAGUGUUGAUUUUACUCACGGCCAUUGGCUGCAACAUUGGGUGUCAUACAUGGUCUGCAAGGAUAUGCUGGAGUUUCUCACGCGAUAAUGGAUUGCCGUUGUCGAAAUACUGGGCUAGAGUCAAUACCAAAACGGGAACCGUAGUUAAUGCUCACAUCAUGUCGUGUUUUUGGGUUGGUGUCAUUGGAUGUAUUUAUUUGGGUUCAUCAACGGCAUUCAAUUCCAUCCUUGUGUCAUGUGUCGUUUUCCUCUUGUUAUCAUACAUGAUCCCCACAUUGUGUCUCAUUUUCCAAAGAAAUCAAAUUAAGCAUGGACCAUUUUGGUUGAAUAGAUUUGGAAUUGGGUUAAUUUGCAACUUGGUGCUUGUGGGUUGGUCAAUAUUUGCCACCGUGUUUUAUAAUUUCCCCUCAGUGAUGCCCGUGUCAAGUGGAAAUAUGAAUUAUUCAUCAGCUGUAUUUGGCGUCGUUUUCGUUAUAUGUUUUUUUGAUUGGGUGUUGAGAGGAAGAAAAGAAUAUGUUGAUAUUGAAGAAAGAGAACAACAUAAGGAAGAUUUGACAUAUCAUUUAUCGAAUCAAGUAUCAAAUAUAGAAGUGAUGUUGUCACAUCAGUAUGAGAAGCCGUGA
Molecule: messenger RNA, 1746 nt
Organism: Lodderomyces margitis
Lineage: Eukaryota; Fungi; Ascomycota; Pichiomycetes; Serinales; Debaryomycetaceae
Exons: 1
Coding region: 1-1746 (581 amino acids)
Biological process (GO): transmembrane transport
Cellular component (GO): membrane
Molecular function (GO): transmembrane transporter activity
Source: RefSeq, a predicted model, not a curated record